Molecule: messenger RNA, 1312 nt
Organism: Cydia pomonella (codling moth)
Lineage: Eukaryota; Metazoa; Arthropoda; Insecta; Lepidoptera; Tortricidae
Gene: Prx4
Product: peroxiredoxin
Exons: 4
Coding region: 108-851 (247 amino acids)
Biological process (GO): cellular response to stress; hydrogen peroxide catabolic process; cell redox homeostasis
Cellular component (GO): endoplasmic reticulum; cytosol
Molecular function (GO): thioredoxin peroxidase activity
Source: RefSeq, a predicted model, not a curated record
GUGUGUAGUACUAGUAUAGUAUGUGUAGGUGUGUGUGAAGAGUACGUGUCCAAUAUCAACGUUGUUGCAUUUUUUGUUUAUAAAUAUUAAUACUUAAUUAAAUUACCAUGAAGUAUUACUUAAUGGCAUUGUUUGUAGUUGUAAGUUUAACUAUCGGUAGCGAGUCAUCACUAUUCGAAAGUGAUUCGUGUUAUUCCUUCGGAAGCGGUAAUGUUUUUCCCGGCGGUGCUAGGAAAAUAGAUCAUAAAUUACAAGUUACAAAAGCCGUAAUUUCAAAACCAGCACCCGAGUGGGAGGCGACGGCAGUCGUCAAUGGAGAAUUUACACAGCUAUCUUUGUCGAGUUUCAAAGGAAAAUACCUGGUUUUCUUCUUCUACCCUCUAGACUUCACUUUCGUUUGUCCCACGGAAAUAUUGGCGUUUUCUGAACGGAUUGAUGAGUUCAAGAAGAUCAAUACUGAAGUGGUGGCGUGUUCAGUCGACUCUCAUUUCACUCAUUUGGCAUGGAUUAAUACUCCCAGAAAAGAGGGUGGUCUAGGAAAAAUCAACAUUCCUCUACUUAGUGAUCUCAGCCAUUCCAUUGCUAAAGAUUAUGGUGUAUAUUUAGAAGAUCUGGGCCAUACUUUGAGAGGCUUGUUCAUCAUUGAUGAUAAAGGCAUAUUGAGGCAGAUUACUAUGAAUGAUUUACCGGUAGGCCGGUCUGUUGAUGAGACCUUAAGAUUGGUUCAAGCAUUCCAAUAUACAGACAAUCAUGGCGAAGUGUGUCCAGCUGGAUGGAAACCAGGACAAGACACGAUCAUCCCUAACCCAGAUGAGAAGAAAAAGUACUUCGAAAAGGUGGCAAAAAAUUAAAAACUUCUAUUGAUACUCAGCUUUCUGAAAACCAUGUUAAUAAUUAGACUCAGAUCAACUCUAUAGAUCAAGACAAGUCUGCACUGAUUUUGAUAGCACAGGUAGGGCAAGUGUUAUUUUAAAACGUUAAACUUCUAUGAAAAAAUGAAGUAUAAAUAACACUUGCACUGCGUGUGCUAUCAAAAUCGUGAGUGUUAUACUUUUUUUAUAAUUAUCUUAUUGUAAAUUAAGUAAUUAAUCGGUUUUUGAUAAGAAAGAUAACAAUAGCCUAUCGGGCAAUAAAGGCUAAAAACGACUAUAUAAUCACAAAUUAGAUUUAACCAUUGGUAGACAUAUAUCUGUUUGUCUUUUUAUUAAUACGUGGAAUACUCAUGAAAUACAGAUGAAAUACCUGUAUAAUAUUUAAUGAAGCAAAAAAUGACAAAAUUAAAGGAAUGAAAAACCAUAAUUUUAAAUUAUCU